AUGGGAAAACCAGAGGAUGACCCGGCAUCGGGUUCGGCGCCUCAUUGUCAGCUGUGUGGGAAGAUCUUGGCAGCUGCUCCUACGUUAAAAACGAAGUGCGGUCACGAGUUCCACAAAAACUGCAUAGAGGCAUAUGUCAAGACCCACACCACCUGUCCCACAUGUAAGGCGGUAUGUGUCGAAAAGGGUACUCCUCAUAAUACGAGGGCACAAGCCAAGCAAAUUGAGACAGCAGCUAUGACUUCCGAAAUAGUAAGUGGCAUGGUGACACAGGCUAUUAGCACCAUGCAAGAUGAGGUGGUAGCCCAGCUAACAGAUAGAAUGGCACAAAUUAUACAGUCCAGCAUGGCAGAUCAUUUCCAGGCGGGAGGCAGCAGUUCUUCUCAGGGUGAUAGAUGUGGAGAGUCGACUGAUCCAGCCCCACAAGACAGAAGGGAAGAAAGUCAGAAUUCAGGUCGCGGGGACUGA
This is a messenger RNA of Drosophila obscura, 468 nucleotides long. RefSeq names its product RING-H2 finger protein ATL51-like. NCBI's taxonomy places the organism in Eukaryota, Metazoa, Arthropoda, Insecta, Diptera, Drosophilidae. The coding region runs from base 1 to 468 and encodes 155 amino acids. The transcript has a single exon. The record is from RefSeq and is a predicted model, not a curated record.